AAACACACGUGAAAUUGUUAUUUCUCUACAAACGACUUGAACUGAAAUGUUAAUAAGAUGACAGGCGGCAGCAAGAUAUUCUUACCCACCAGAAGCCUGGGUUACGUUAGCAACCACAUUCCUCUUCAAGUGAGAUAUAUAAAAAGCAGAAAAGAAAACUUAAUAGUAACUUGUGUGGGUAAAUCUUUCCAUACAUAUGGAAUUUCUCACUUUGGUUUGUUGAGUGUGAGUGGUUUGCAUCCUGGAGACAUCUCGUGUAUGACGUCUGAUGCUUUCCAUAUUUAUACGGCUUGUGAAAAUAUAAUUUAUGCAUGGAGGAGAGGCUCGGAAUUGAAACACACUUACAAAGGACACAAAAAGAAUGUACAUUUGAUGAUACCAUUUGGUGCUCAUUUAAUUUCAGUUGAUGAGGAUAGCAAUGUGAAGGUGUGGGAUAUAAAAGAUGAAAGCAUAUAUUUGGAAUUAACAUUUGCCAACAAUAACUUUCACAUAACAACAAUACUACAUCCAAGUACAUAUAUAAAUAAAAUACUGUUUGGAAGUGACAAGGGCACAAUGCAAUUGUGGAAUCUUAACACAAGUAAAUUAAUUUACACAUUUAAAGGAUGGAAUGCUGCAAUUACUUGUCUAGAACAAGCUCCAGCCUUAGAUGUAGUGGCUAUAGGUUUAGUUACAGGCAAAAUUAUAUUGCACAAUCUUAAAUUUGAUGAAACAAUCAUGGAAUUUUCUCAAGAUUGGGGAUUAGUUACAACCAUAUCAUUUAGAACUGAUGGUCAACCCAUAAUGGCAACAGGAAGUGCAAAUGGUAAUAUAGUAUUUUGGAACCUGGAAGAGAGAAAAGUUACAAGCCAAUUACUAAAUGCACAUGAUGCAGCAGUCACUGGAAUGGCAUGUUUGCCCAAUGAGCCUUUGAUUUUGACUUCUUCACCAGAUAAUACUUUAAAACUAUGGAUUUUUGAUAUGACUGAUGGUGGGGCAAGAUUACUCAGAAUAAGAGAAGGUCAUUCUGCUGCACCAUCUUUUAUAAGAUUUCAUGGAGCCAAUGGUCACAACAUUCUUAGUGCUGCUUGGGAUUCAACAUUGCGAAUCUUCAACACCCAAACAGAGCAGUUUAACAAAAGCUUGGGAAAAGCUUCAUACAACAGAAAAAUAAGUAAAAAGCGAGGUAGAGCUGUUGAAGAUCCUUUGCAAAUGCCUGCAAUUAUUCAGUUUACGUCGGAAACAACGCGAGAAAAGGAAUGGGAUAAUAUAGCUGCUAUACAUUUAGGAUUAAAGAUGGUCACAACUUGGUCAUAUGAUAAAAUCAAAAUGGGUGAAUUAAAAUUAGUGCCUGAACGAUUUCAAAAAAAGAAUAUUGAUGUAAAUUUGGAUGUAGUAGCCACAUGCCUGUGUCUUAGUCACUGUGGAAAUUUUGUAAUUAUAGGAUACUCCACUGGGCAUGUUGACAGGUUUAACAUGCAAUCUGGUAUAUGGAGAGAUAGUUAUGGGGAAAAAAAAGCUCAUGAAUGUCCCGUGAGAGGUGUGGCAUCUGACUCACUAAAUCAAAUAGUGAUUACUGGAGGCAGUGACUGCCAAGUUAAAUUUUUUACAUUUAAAAAUAAAGGUAAGAAAUGUUUCAACAAUCUGACAUUGGAAGAACCUGUGAAAUUUUUCCGAUCCCAUCAUGAAAGUUCAAUGUUGGCAAUCGCCUUAGAGGAUUACAGUUUGUACAUAAUUGACAUUGAAACCCGAAAAUUGGUUCGAAAAUUCAUUGGGCACACAGGAGAGAUUACUGAUGCUUGUUUUAGCCCUGAUUCCAGGUGGCUAGUUUCAUCAUCAAUGGAUUGUACAAUCAAAACUUGGGAUAUUCCAUCUGGUCAAUUAGUAGAUCAAUUUGCUACUACAGCAGCUUGUACGUCUUUAAACAUUUCGCCUACUGGUGAAGCUCUUGUGACUGCACAUGUAGACUACAAAGGAUUAUUUUUAUGGACAAACAGGACUUUGUAUACCAAAGUUACUCUUAAAGCACUGGACCCUCAGGAUGAAGCUCCUUUAGCUGCCUUACCUGAAUGUAGGCAGGAGUAUGAAGAAGUUAAGGAAGAUAUAGUUGAAGAUGAACCUGAAUUCAAAUCUCCUGAACAAGUCAGUAAAGAACUGAUUACAUUAUCUGGAUUGUCUACUUCAAGAUGGCAGAACUUACUAAACAUAGAUGUCAUAAAGCAAAAGAAUAAACCAAAACAACCUCCAAAAGCCCCUAAGGCAGCCCCAUUCUUCCUUCCUACAGUAGCUUCUUUAGAUUUCCAAUUUGAUCUUUCAAAUGUAGAAGGAACAGAAUCUGGUAGCAAACUUUUAGCUCCAACUUCAUUGUUAAAUUUAUCUCAAUUUGGAAAACUAUUAUCAGAAACAAAAGAAUCUGGGGAUUUCCUACCAGUUAUUGAAAAAUUAAAAUCUCUUGGACCAUCUAUGAUUGAUUUUGAAAUAAAAUCAUUAUCACCUGAAGGAGGGGGAUCUGUGGAAGUCAUGUUACAAUUUUUAAAAUGUAUUGAAUUUAUGCUUAAAUCAAAUAAGGACUUUGAAUUGGCUGAAGCAUAUCUGAGUGUCUUUUUAAGGAGUCAUGGCACUGUAAUAGCCACAGAAGAAAGUCUGAGAUGUUAUUUACCUAAUAUACAGAGUUGUCACGCAGUUGCGUGGAGUCGCUUACAAGAAAAAUUGUUAUAUACAGUUUGUGUUGUGCAGAAUUUAAAAACCAUGUAAAAUACAUUUUUAUAAC
Messenger RNA from Aethina tumida (small hive beetle), 2749 nucleotides. RefSeq names its product WD repeat-containing protein 36. The transcript has 4 exons. Gene Ontology annotation, molecular function: protein binding. Gene Ontology annotation, cellular component: small-subunit processome; Pwp2p-containing subcomplex of 90S preribosome. The record is from RefSeq and is a predicted model, not a curated record. Gene Ontology annotation, biological process: rRNA processing. Lineage: Eukaryota; Metazoa; Arthropoda; Insecta; Coleoptera; Nitidulidae. The coding region runs from base 58 to 2733 and encodes 891 amino acids.